Molecule: messenger RNA, 2099 nt
Organism: Lolium rigidum
Lineage: Eukaryota; Viridiplantae; Streptophyta; Magnoliopsida; Poales; Poaceae
Product: xylulose kinase 2-like
Exons: 11
Coding region: 169-1857 (562 amino acids)
Biological process (GO): D-xylose metabolic process; xylulose metabolic process
Cellular component (GO): cytosol
Molecular function (GO): D-xylulokinase activity
Source: RefSeq, a predicted model, not a curated record
UGAUCAGUCCACUCUGCCUCCACCAUCUGCUCCCUCUCCUCUCCGAUCCAUCCCGAUCUCUCUUCCUCCCCGUUCUUGCGUCUCGCCUGCUGCCGGAUCGGGAGGAGCGGGAUUCGCCUGGGGGCCGACGAGGCAGGCGGGCGGAACCGCGGAACGGCGGCGGCAGCCAUGGUCGGGCGGAGCUCCCUCCCGGAUGGGGCUCUCUUCCUCGGAUUGGACAGCUCCACCCAGUCUGUGAAAGCCACCGUGCUCAACAAUGGGUUAACAAUAGUAGCUUCUGAAACUGUUAAUUUCGACUCUGAAUUACCGCACUACAAAACCGAGGGCGGGGUUCACAGAGACCCCUCAGACGAUGGCCGCAUAUUUUCGCCAACCAUAAUGUGGGUGGAGGCUUUGGAGCUGCUUCUUGAGAAAUUAAAACUGAAGACCGACUUCAGUAAGGUUGUGGCCGUUUCAGGGAGUGGGCAACAACAUGGCAGCGUGUACUGGAAGAAGGGCAGUCAAGCCGUGCUGUCUUCCCUGGAUCCUAGUAAGAGCUUGGUGUCCCAGCUUAAGGAUGCCUUUUCCACCAUGGACUCACCAAUAUGGAUGGACAGUAGCACCACCAAGCAAUGCAGGGAAAUAGAGAAUGCAGUGGGAGGUGCACUGGAGUUGUCUAAGCUGACAGGGUCUCGUGCCUAUGAGAGAUUCACCGGGCCUCAGAUAAGGAAGAUCUACCAAGCAGCGCCUCAUAUUUAUGAAAAUACUGAGAGGAUAUCUUUGGUGAGCUCAUUCAUGGCGUCGAUCCUUGUCGGAUGCUAUGCAAGUAUUGAUGAAACUGAUGGCGCUGGGAUGAACUUGAUGGAUAUAAACAAGAAGACCUGGUCAAAAACUGUUUUAGAGGCAACUGCUCCUGUUCUUGAAGAGAAGCUUGGAAAUCUGGCGCCAGCCUAUGCCACUGCUGGUCUCAUAUCUCCUUAUUUUGUAGAAAGGCAUCAGUUUGAUAAGAACUGUUUGGUUAUUCAAUGGUCAGGAGACAAUCCCAAUAGCCUUGCAGGGUUAACUCUGAAUACACCUGGUGAUCUUGCAAUUAGCCUUGGUACUAGUGAUACAGUUUUUGGGAUUACUGCCGAAGCUAAACCAAGCCUUGAAGGCCAUGUUUUUCCCAACCCUGUUGAACCAGAUGGUUACAUGGUUAUGCUAUGUUACAAAAAUGGUUCAUUGACCCGGGAAGAUGUACGAAAUCAGUGCGCAGAAAAAUCGUGGGAUGUUUUCAACAACUACCUAGAGAAAACAACCCCUCUGAAUGGUGGGAAGUUAGGAUUUUACUACAAGGACCAUGAAAUCCUGCCUCCUCUUCCAGUUGGUUUCCACAGAUACAUCGUCGAGAAUUUCAAUGAUGCCUCAGCUGACAAUCUGACGGAGCGCGAGGUGCAAGAAUUCGAUGCACCAUCUGAGGUCCGUGCCAUCAUUGAGGGUCAAAUGUUGUCGAUGCGAGGCCAUGCCGAGCGGUUUGGCAUGCCCAAUCCCCCCAAGAGGAUCAUAGCAACUGGCGGGGCAUCGUCCAAUGAGAGUAUCCUCAAGUCAAUCGCACAAAUCUUUGGCUGUCCUGUCUUUACAGUUGAGAGACCUGAUUCGGCUUCGCUGGGCGCGGCACUGAGAGCUGCCCAUGGGUGGCUGUGCAACAAGGAAGGAGGCUUUGUUCCCAUCUCCUGCAUGUACAUGGGCAACCUGGAGAAUACCUCCCUGGGCGCAAAACUGGCAGUCCCAGCCCCUGGCGACGGGGAGGACAAGGAGCUCCUGAAGAAGUAUACAUUGCUCAUGCAGAAGAGGAUGGAGAUCGAGAGACGCCUGGUGGAGAAGAUUGGGCGCGCCUAGAUAGCAGAAUAUAUGGCGCAAAUGGUACAGGGAUUAGGAAAUAAAAUCAUUGGCCCAGCUGCUAAUGGUCGCUGGUGUUGUGCGCGUCAACCGGCAAAGAUCAUGUCGAGGUCCCAAGCACGAAUAAUUUGUGAUGACUUUCAUUAUGAAAAAUUGUGCACCAAUGAAUUCUUCUAGGAAUUUUGUAAGUGCACAAAUAUGCUACCUCGGGAAGGAGUUUAUAUGGAGAUGGGUACAUGUGA